GGUACACACACUGACACAAAAUGAUGUCAGCCUAGCACCGAGGCAGGCAGUCAGGCAGCAGCAGCGAAUUUUUCUGCACGACGAUAAACUCGCGGCUCGCCAUCAAUUCCGUGUGUGUGUGCGUGCGUGCGUGCAGCGAAUAUCGCGGAGUGUCCAGAGAGACAGAUUCUUUGAAUUUCGGCCCUCGUCGUAUCCCAUAUAUAGGGCCCCGAGUAUGCGGUAAAAAAUAACUCAACCAAGCGACAAAUUGCAACAACGCCAAGAUGAUUGGUGGCCUGUUUGUUUACAAUCACAAGGGAGAGGUUUUAAUCUCUCGGGUGUACAGGGAUGACAUUGGUCGAAAUGCUGUGGAUGCGUUCAGAGUGAAUGUCAUUCAUGCCAGGCAGCAAGUCAGAUCUCCUGUGACGAAUAUUGCCAGAACAUCGUUCUUUCAUAUCAAGAGAGCCAAUAUCUGGUUGGCAGCUGUUACGAAGCAAAAUGUCAAUGCCGCUAUGGUGUUUGAGUUUUUGCUGAAGAUCAUUGAUGUCAUGCAAUCUUACUUUGGCAAAAUCUCUGAAGAAAACAUUAAGAAUAACUUUGUUUUAAUUUAUGAGCUUCUUGAUGAAAUUCUUGAUUUUGGAUAUCCCCAAAAUUGUGACACAGGGGUUCUGAAGACCUUCAUUACUCAACAGGGAGUGAAAUCAGCAACAAAAGAAGAACAAGCACAAAUAACAUCUCAAGUUACUGGACAAAUCGGCUGGAGAAGAGAAGGCAUCAAAUAUCGACGCAAUGAAUUGUUUUUGGAUGUAUUAGAAUAUGUAAAUUUGUUGAUGAGUCCGCAAGGACAAGUUCUCAGUGCUCAUGUUGCUGGAAAGGUUGUAAUGAAAUCAUAUUUAUCAGGAAUGCCAGAGUGUAAAUUUGGUAUCAAUGAUAAGAUUGUUAUGGAAGCCAAAGGCAUGAAAGGAAGUGGAGGAUUAGGAAAUGUUGGCGGUGAUGAUCCAACUGGUGCUCGAUCUGGAAAACCUGUUGUAGUUAUUGAUGAUUGUCAGUUUCAUCAAUGUGUCAAACUUUCCAAAUUUGAAACAGAACAUUCCAUUAGUUUUAUACCACCAGAUGGAGAAUUUGAACUGAUGAGGUAUCGCACAACAAAAGAUAUUUCAUUGCCGUUCCGAGUUAUCCCCCUCGUUCGUGAAGUUGGUCGUACCAAAAUGGAAGUAAAAGCGGUUUUAAAAUCGAAUUUCAAGCCAUCCUUGUUAGGACAAAAAAUUGAAGUACGUGUUCCUACUCCGUUGAAUACAGCCGGAGUACAACUCAUUUGCCUAAAGGGAAAAGCUAAAUACAAGGCUUCUGAAAAUGCCAUUGUAUGGAAAAUCAAAAGGAUGGCAGGUAUGAAGGAGACUCAAUUAUCAGCAGAAAUCGAUCUGUUGGAAACUGAUACUAAGAAAAAGUGGACGCGUCCUCCAAUAUCCAUGAAUUUCGAAGUACCUUUUGCCCCUUCUGGAUUUAAAGUACGAUACUUGAAAGUCUUUGAAUCAAAGUUGAAUUACUCAGACCAUGAUGUCAUUAAAUGGGUUAGAUACAUUGGUAGAAGUGGUCUCUAUGAGACAAGAUGCUAAAGAUAUAAUGAAGCUGCAUGAUUUAUUAUAUAUAAUCGUGUUUGCCUGCAACAAUUGAAUCCCACAAUGUUAUUGUAUUUAAUCUAAUGAAGAAAACAUGAUCAUUAGCUUCAUAAGUAUUUAUUACUUUAUUGUCUUCAUAAGUUCAAAAAGGAUCUGCUUAGUUAAUAUAGCUGGAAUUUUUUUUUAAAUUGACUGGAGAUUAUAAUUUUAAAAACAAAGUAAAAAAAAA
Trichogramma pretiosum is the source of this 1827-nucleotide messenger RNA. RefSeq names its product AP-2 complex subunit mu (gene AP-2mu). The record is from RefSeq and is a predicted model, not a curated record. Gene Ontology annotation, molecular function: clathrin-cargo adaptor activity. Lineage: Eukaryota; Metazoa; Arthropoda; Insecta; Hymenoptera; Trichogrammatidae. Gene Ontology annotation, cellular component: cytoplasmic vesicle; AP-2 adaptor complex. Gene Ontology annotation, biological process: intracellular protein transport; clathrin-dependent endocytosis. Bases 264 to 1595 code for a protein of 443 amino acids. The transcript is spliced from 5 exons.